Aspergillus costaricaensis CBS 115574 is the source of this 408-nucleotide messenger RNA. RefSeq lists its product as uncharacterized. The coding region runs from base 1 to 408 and encodes 135 amino acids. The transcript is spliced from 6 exons. The record is from RefSeq and is a predicted model, not a curated record. NCBI's taxonomy places the organism in Eukaryota, Fungi, Ascomycota, Eurotiomycetes, Eurotiales, Aspergillaceae.
AUGAUGGUCGAUCCAGAAGGUCAGGGCGGAGAACGGGACAGGACCUAUGACGAUAAGGGCCCAUGGGACGCGAAUGGAACCCGACGAGUCACAACGCGACACCACGCAGGGAAAAGGCCUCACGACCUUUCUGAUUUCGUGCAGCGAUUCGGCCAUAUUUAUGAAUCCUCAAGAACCCCAAGCCAUGGGAGAAAAGAAAUUAAAUCAAAAGAAAGGGGGAAAAGAAAAGAAUGCAGACUUUAUUGCCUAGGGUCGUUCAACUACCAGAGGAUAGUACAAAGAUUAUUGCAUGCGAUGGAAAUAAGGACCAUGUCAGGUUGCAAACCCGCAGGCUGCAGCAGUCAUCUGGUCGCAGGAACAAUCCAAUUCCAACCUGAAUGCUGGAUACCAAGACAAUACCAAUACUAG